UGACGGCAUCAAAUGAAGAUCAGGGCCCACGAUUGUACUAUAGGAGUAACGGCGGUCAAAUUGGGCACGCUGACAGCACCGGAUUGCGCCCUGAAACGUCUGCGCUUGGCAGGCACAACGACUACGGUUCCGGCUCUCUGUGUGCAUCGCGUCAGAAGGACUGGCCAUGGAACUAUAACCGAAGCAAGUCGAAGAGGUCGGAUCCUUAUCGCUCGUCGACAGCCAGGUUUCUGCUCCUUAGCAUCAGCAACCAGCACCUCCUGAAGAUCACUUCUCCCGUUCGCCGAUAAGAUAAAUCGUGUGGCAUCUACACAUCACACCUGAUGAAAGCAUUACAUAGGGGGCCUGAUAGAUAUAUGAGGCGCGGGAGAUUACAUUACAAGGCGACCCUUGCAGAACGAAUACGGAACGUCGAUAAAAAUAAAUUUGAUGGGUGUCUGCAGCCUAUGGGAAGCCAAUUUCGGUCUAUAGCGUUGCCGUUGGGGGUUUGGCUCACGGCAGUGGCUCACUUCGGGCACUGCAGUCCGUUAUCCUUCUCACGCCACCUGUAUGGAGUGAGUUCUCAUCAAUGCCACCAUGCGCCGACCCCCGAAGACACCCCGAGCUUCCUGCCCACCAGUCAGAUCGCCGUUGUAGCGCAUGUACGAUCCAAUACAUGCACGAACAUGAUGCCAAGCUCAAUGCAUGCGCGGAUCAUCCUCUCAGGGGAACGCGCUCUACGCGUGGCCCUGAUGCUUACUUUUCCUCCAUAACCUCUUAUCAUCAAUAUUAAUACCUUGGAUCUGCAGCAAGCGUCGACCGCUCGCGUGUACCGUCGUUCAUUUGAUCCCGAGUGUCAGCACGAUUACA
This is a messenger RNA of Dissoconium aciculare CBS 342.82, 849 nucleotides long. RefSeq lists its product as uncharacterized. The record is from RefSeq and is a predicted model, not a curated record. Bases 324 to 752 code for a protein of 142 amino acids. NCBI's taxonomy places the organism in Eukaryota, Fungi, Ascomycota, Dothideomycetes, Mycosphaerellales, Dissoconiaceae. The transcript has 2 exons.